This is a messenger RNA of Saccostrea cuccullata (small rock oyster), 4388 nucleotides long. RefSeq lists its product as uncharacterized. The transcript is spliced from 6 exons. The annotation marks the transcript as partial. The record is from RefSeq and is a predicted model, not a curated record. NCBI's taxonomy places the organism in Eukaryota, Metazoa, Mollusca, Bivalvia, Ostreida, Ostreidae.
AUGUCGUACAACGUUUCUAAUAUUGGUGGACAAUCUACCGAAAAAUCCUCAUGGUAUGACGCUAUUUUUGUUUCUAUUAACCCAAACUCUACUACUGAAAGCUUGCGAAACCUUCACAAUAUAGCUUUACUUACACACAUUGGAGAACUACCCCCAUCCGAGGUCUAUACCGUAAAUACUACAGUAACAGUCCCUCAGGAGUUUGAAGGAAAUGAAACAUUCUUCUAUGUGUACCCGGAUUAUGAAAUUCAAACUUUAUCAGAAAACCAAACCUUUGAGAUUGAUAACGCCAUAUCCUCGUUAGAACAUGUAUUUUAUGUUCCUCCAAGAAAGCCAUGUGUAAAUUUGAACGCACAAAUUUUGUCCAGAAUUAAUCCCCAAAACGGAGGUGAGCCAAUGAAAUUACGUUUAAAUAUAACAAACAAUGGUACUUGUGACAUAAAUAAAAGAUUUUUCGUCGCCAUUUAUCUAAGUAAAGAUGUCAACUAUGAUAUGUUUGAAAGGAAAAUUAAAACACUCAGAGUAGAUGAACCUAUUUUGGCAAACGGCACAAUAUCUACUGAGGCAAAGAUAGAUCUUCCUUUUAUACAUGAAACGCAGGAUUAUUCCUUGGUAAUUCAAGUGGAUUCUCGAACCGAAAUUAUUGAAAUAAAUGAAGAUGACAAUAUUGCUAUAACAUUUCUUAUCAUACAAAAAAAUCUCAGGACCGAUAUUGCUGUAUCAAAUGUAACUGCACCAGUGGAAGUAGACUAUGGAAAGAAUAUCACUUUAAGUUGGUCAGUUUAUAAUGAUGGCGCUGAAACUGCACGAGGAUACAAAUGUGACAAUGUGUAUUUUUCCCAGGACCUACAAUGGGAUAUAAGUGAUUAUCAGUUCGGUGAAACACAAUGUAAAUCGUUUGCUAUAAAAUCAAAGAAAAAUGUUUCUCAUGGGAUAAUUAAUACAUACACAGCUCAACUUCCUCCUCUGGCUGCAAGAUCAUACAGAACAAUCGUUAAAGUAAGAACAAAUUUAGAAGACUAUAAUCCGAAAAACAACAUUGCAGUUUCCAUAAACAGUACGAAUAUAACAUUUCCUCUAUGUGCUCUAGGGGAGAAUCUAACAUUUAAUAUUGCCCCUGGCGAAUCAAUGGUUAUACGCAUACCAGACGUACCUGCAGAUCGUUCCCUUCUUGUCAAAACUAGAAGCCAGAUGAGUGUCAUAUUUCACGAAGUUUUUAUAAAACUUGGAUCUGCGCCAAGUGACUAUAAUUUUGACAGCACAGUCCUUGACCCGUAUCUAACCAGUCAAGAAAUAUCGAUUCAGAAUACACGAGAAGGAGAUUACUACAUUUUAGUGAAAUCACACGAAUCUGAUCUCCAAAAUGCAUCCACUUCGAUUACGUUAGAAGCUAAAAUUGCAAAAUUUGAAAUUUUAAACUUUUAUCCAAAAUAUGUAGCAUUGCUAGGGAACGUGACCCUAAAAAUAUAUGGCACCCUUCUCCCAGAGGACUUUACGGCUUUUCUUUACAACGAAACUUUCCAACUUCAGUGUCAAAAACAAUACUGGUUUUCGUCCUCUAUGGUGGCGGCCACAUUUGACUCAAGAACUUUACAAAUCAACUCAAGCUACAGAUUGAAUUUAACUGACGGUGAAUCAAAACAGACAGUCUCACUACCGAUUGCUUUGACUGUUGUUAAAGGAAUAGCUGGAAAGGUUGUAACUAAAAUAUCAGUGCCUGGUCCACUACAAGUUGAUGAGAUAGGAGAAAUAAAGAUAGAUUAUGAAAAUGUAGGUCAAACUGAUGCUACUUCUCAGAUAUUUCGAAUACGAGCAGAAGGAAAUGGCCAGCUAAUGUUAGUAAACAACAAACAAAGCAACCGCUGGACUAAUAGUAUUACAGUAAUUGGGGGAUCAUCAGACGGGCCUGGAGGAAUACUUUCACCUUCAGAGACCGGUCGGUUAUCCAUUAAAGUAAAGUCUGAGAGUACAGGAGUCCAAAUUACCCUUGCAAAGAUUCUUGAAACAGAUGGAUCAACACAUUCGUACCUGAAUAUGAAAAACACUUUAAGACCUAAAUAUUAUGAUAGAAGUGAUUGGGAUCGGGUGUGGGAAAAUUUUAUUCAACUUGUGGGAAAAUCAUGGUUUUCACUGCAAAACAAGGUGUCCGAAAUCAGAAAUGAAAUGUCUUUGGUAGAGCAGCAGCAACUUUCAUUCAAUGAAAUCAUGCAGCAAAUUAUCGAUAUUGCAGAUGGUGUCGGCGAAAAGCAUUACAUGGCUGAAUUUUCCGACUUUGCAAAUUUUGGAUCAGUAGGGAAAACUUUAUUAGAUACCGUUCGUGCCUACCCUCGUAAAAUAGGUUUAAGAGGUGUCGAUGGUGCUUUUGGAAUAGGAUGGAUAGCCCCAAUUUGGGAAUGCUAUCUGGAAGGUAUGGAUGAGGUGGUGGCACUUUUGAACUGGAAAAGAGAAGAAAUUGUAUUUACGGCAUAUACAUAUGGGAUAUAUUCCAAUGAAGAUAUAGGAAAUCUUACCAUGAUUAGUGAAGAUUUGGUUUCUUUUUUGGAUCCAAAAACUAAAGAUGUGUAUCGUUUUAAUGUCACAACUGGAAACGUUUCUUCUAUAGUGAGGCAAAAUGUUAAGAUAAAUCUUUUCUAUGACAACCUACGGACUUUAACAAGAAUCACAUAUGGUGGAAAUACGUUGGAUUUUACUUAUAAUGAGAAUUCAAAAAUUGAAGCAAUAAAUAGGAGGGAACAAUCAGGAAAUUUUGGAACUUGUUUGUACUCCUACACAGAGAAAAACUUCCUUUCUACUGUAAAAUGUGGGAGACAUGUUACAUCCUAUCUAUACAACGAAAAAGGUCAUUUAAUAAGAAUCACUGAAAGUUCUGGGUUAUUUUACGCAAUACGAUAUUCGAGUGACGGCCGUUUGAAUUCAGUGGACAAGUAUGUAAAUGAACGGCUCAUUUCUCGUACAGUAUACAAUGAUUACUUGAAUGGAAGAAUUGAUGCUUGGACCAUGCCACAAAAUAGUACAGAAUCGUACUGGAUAACAACUCAAGGUCAUAUAGCUGGCUUAAAAAAGAACUUCUUUCCUAUUCGUAAAUUUCAACGUCAUAAAGAUACAGAUGAAAUCAUUGAAGGGGAUUUGAUUAUUGAACGUAGAAUUUCGUAUGAUAAUAUUCACGAAAUACAAGAUGGCAAUGGAAAUAGUGUUUUCUUUCAAGAGGAUGAGAAUGGAAAUAUUGUGAGCUACGCUGAUGCUGAUUUGAAUGCAUACUAUAUCGUACGAUCCUUUAGAGGUUAUGUAUUCAUGAUGACGUAUCCAGACAAAUCCAAUGAAACUUUCGUCUAUGCUAACAAAUCGUUAGUUCAUAAGGAUCAAAGUGGACGAAAAAUGGCUUACCACUUCGAUGAAACAGAGAAACUAGCAUUUCGCUAUACAGAGGAUAGAGGUUUCCUUCAUUUUCAAUAUAAUGAAAUUGGUCGGAUAAUAUCCGUACAAAAUCAAGAUACAUCUACCUCACUUUCUUAUAAUGAAAAUGGACGCAUCGCAGAAUUAAGGUCUGAAGAAGACACAAUUCAUCAAACAUACGAUAAUCAAAAUCUUCUGAAAAGGUUAAGGAUCUCUGGAGAGCCGUAUGACAUUGAUUAUUCGUAUAAUGAUUAUGGACAGAUUAUGUAUGUAACAAACAGGGCAGAUGAUCAGAUGCUAAUAAGAAUGACGUACGAUACCAAUGGGAUGAUUAAACAAAAGACUCUUGGUAACAAUGCGAAAACGGUUUUCACAUACUAUGAAAGGAAAAAAUUGCUUAGAACAUUAUCAAAUUAUUACCCAAAUGGGACAAUCUCUUCUAAAUUCCAAUAUAGCUACGACCGGAAAGGAAGACUGUCUUCAAUGACAACGACACAAGGAAAUUGGUCAUUUUCUUAUGACUUAACUGGACAAUUAGUGUUCAUCAAGAAUCCAAUGAAUUUAACGACAAGCAUUGUGUACGAUCAAUGUAAAAAUCGUGUCACUGUCUCGCAAAAUGGAAAAACAGACAAUUAUCAACGAAAUGAAUUAAACCAGUACAUUUCUAUCGAUGACUUAGAUAUUGAAUAUGAUAGGAAUGGCAACUUGAUAAAGAAAGGAAAUUUUUCCCUGGAUUUUAACGAGGACAACCGGUUAUCACGUUUUAAUACAACAUCUAACAACUGCACACUUCACUACAGCGGUUUUGGGCAUAUUAGAAGGAAAAUAUGCAGAUACAAUAUGGAAAUUUACUCUACAGAUUCAUUUGGUCGAAUAUUGAAACAGAAACAUUCUCAAAGAGGGUCAACUGAAUAUCAUGUAUACGAAUCUAAAAUAGGACUGCUUGCAACAAAGAGAGAUGGAGAAUAUUAUUACUACCAGUAUGAUGGUUUUGG